ACCAGAGCCUCUACAGGUGACAGGUGCAGUCGGUAUUUAACUUUUUGCAGGACAGUUGAAAUUAAACAGAUAGAAAGAAAUUGUUAUACUGAGUUAAAAUUAGACAAUCUGCCCAGCGUAAAUUUGGGAAUCCACAUACGUACUUUGGGCGCGUGAGCUCUUGAUCAUUCGAGUUGAACUUUUUCGAUGGAAACGACUGCAGCUCCUUAUUCACCAUGGUCAACUAACACUGAUGAACAAGCCACGAAAAACGACAGCUCAUUAGGAGAUCUGGUAGCAAGCAUAUUAUCAGACAAACCAGCAAAAACUAAUCCCAUCAAAAGAAUAUGUUCGGAAAGUGUAUUGCCAGCGUGGAAGCCAAUCUCUGGUUCAAGUUUGAAACCAAACCGCAGCUCUGGUCUGCUGAGUCCAAACUUUUGUACCCCACCAUCAAAAAAGCCACUUCAAUUGGACACUGAUCGUACUCCAUUUCUGCAUCAAUUUCGCUCUGCAAACCGACCACAACAGGAUAGUUUCAACUUACAUUCAUAUCUUCCCACCCCUGAUGUAUCGCAGCUUACAAAUAGCUGUUACUUGGAUAGAACUGGUGAUCAAUUCAAUGAUAACUCAACUAUUGGGAGGGAUAAGACUGACACCGAUACAGCUGUUCAGUCAUAUUCAGGUUUUCAGUUCGAAGAUGGUGGAACUUUAAACUCAAGUGGGAUAUCAGGUACAGGGAGUGGCGAUUAUAUCAACCCUUCCAUAAACCUGCAUGAUAAUUCAGACCUGCUAUUAAAAGCUGGUGACAUGGACCCUUUGGUUGUAGAUCGGCUGAGGAAACAUCUGCUUAGCCAGUCUGACACUGAACUCAGCCUCAUAAAUUCCCCAUGGGCACGAAGUAGUUCGUUCUAUGAUAACAGCAGAAGUAACUACAUGAGCCCACAAGGUGAUGGGCCAGAUACAUUCAGUACAUUGCAUGCAGAUAAAUCGUAUUACCACUCCACCCCGCAACAAGAUGCAAACCAGCAGAGAAUAUAUCCAACAGAUUCAAGCAACAUACAAGUGCAAGAGAGAUUGAUUCAGCAAAAGUUCAGGGAGCUUGGAUUGGGCAAUGGCACACCACCUCUUUCUACUAAUGAAGAUACCAAUUUAAAUGGUUCACUAUUAAGAAACCUUGAUCUGAACGAAGUUUCACUUCAUAGAUUGGAUCCAAUAACUCAACAGACAACGCCACAAAAACCCAAACGUAACGGUUACAGCAAUCUUGCUAUGAACAUGUCGUUCCCUUCACCCAUUGACCCUUUGUACCAAACUGAAUCACCACGUAACUUACCUUUGUCUGCGAGUCGUGACAAGAACUUGUUCUGCCCCAUAUUGAACCAAGAAGAACAGCAUCAGAUACACUGUAUGUUCGAUCCCAUAAUACCAACUUGGAUUAUGAUGUUUCUACUUCAAGAGAAAACUUACAGAACCAGAGAAGGAACUCACAAGCUUAUUUGCAAACAAGAAGCAAGGAGAAGCCGACAACCUAUCCUCCCAACCCCCCACCCCAAUCUUACCCAACCCCUGACCCCAUUCAUGGAAGUUACCCGUUCAACCCAUCAUCUUACCCCCAAUUUAACAAGAUGGUUCCACGUCACCCAGGGUUUAAUAGCAUGUGCCCCCCUGGUUACCCCUACCUACCCCGACCCACUAUACCCCCUACAUUUUACCCGGCAUCUUACCCCCCAAGAUUAGAGGGCCCCAAAUACCCCUCAGAAGGUUUUCACCCCUAUUUCUUCAGCCAGGGACCCCCAAUGCCAAUGGGUCAGCCGUACCCGAUGCGUCCACGGUGUAAUAUGUCCCCUUACUUUGAUGAGAAAGGAUGGCCUUUGAUUCCUAUUCAUAUGAAUGGUGUAUAUGGUAUACCACCACCACCAUUACCAGGUAUGCCCAUGCAAGCUAAGCAACGCACGGCACCCAGGAAUAAACUGUAUUUUGCAAUGGAGGAAUGCUAUGAUCAACAAAGGGGUUUAGAAAAGGAAA
This is a messenger RNA of Ciona intestinalis (vase tunicate), 2004 nucleotides long. The record is from RefSeq and is a predicted model, not a curated record. Lineage: Eukaryota; Metazoa; Chordata; Ascidiacea; Phlebobranchia; Cionidae.